Molecule: messenger RNA, 1964 nt
Organism: Amphibalanus amphitrite
Lineage: Eukaryota; Metazoa; Arthropoda; Thecostraca; Balanomorpha; Balanidae
Exons: 2
Coding region: 9-1589 (526 amino acids)
Biological process (GO): DNA integration
Molecular function (GO): nucleic acid binding
Source: RefSeq, a predicted model, not a curated record
UCCCCGACAUGUCUGCCGCCACUGUUGCUGAUGUUCUCGUGAACCAAUUUAUUGCACGUUUCGGUUGCCCCCGACGAAUUCACUCAGACAAUGCAGCCAACUUUUCGGGUUCUCUUCUUGCUGAGGUGUGUCGUCUGCUUGGUGUAGAGAAGUCCUUUUCUUCAGCCUUUCACCCUGAGGGAAAUUCCAAGUGUGAACGAAUGAUGAGAACUAUUCUUGACAUGCUUGCAAAGUACCUGGAUGCGAACCAUACUGAAUGGGAUGUACACAUACCGCUCCUCAUGCUUGGGUAUAGAGCCAAAGUGCAUUCUUCACUAGGUCACUCCCCGUACUACCUGAUGUUCGGUAGAAAUCCGAGGCUGCCAGCGUCGGUGCAAAUACAAGCACCCUCCACUGCGCCAAAAACUGUCACUAUCGCUGACUACUUGUCAAAGCUGACUGAACGAAUUAAGCUUUCGCACAAAGUCGCGCUUGAGGCCUCAAACAGACGCCACGCGCGCAACAAACGACUGUUUGACAAGAAACUGACCACGUAUAGUUUCCAGGAAGGUGACCCUGUGUACCUUUUCAGGAGUGUGGCAAAGAGUGGCCAGUAUUACAAAUUCAUCAGGCCAUGGAAACCGGCUGUGAUCGUCAAAAACCUGUCCGAACUGAAUUACCGGGUGAGGUUGUUGGGAGGAAAAAAGUCUGUCGUUGUUCACCACAAUAGACUGAAACCUCGUGAUGAUGACCCAUCAGUCCCUGUCGCAGCCCCAAAUAUGUCGAUUCCCAGUACUGUGGUGUCCCCCUGCACAGAGACUGAUGUACAGCUGCCGUCUCGACCGUCUCCGUUGCCGCGCUUUGCGGCGCUGGGUGGCGACUCCUACCUGCCGCCUUUCCGCGGAAGGGCAGACAGUGGACCUGCGACUGAGGCUCUUCCUGACCGUGAUGGGGAAGUGGGUGAGCCUCUGUUACGUCUGUCGGCCGUGUGUCCGCGGCCGUGCUGUCCGCGGCCGUGCUGUCCGCGGCCGUGCUGUCCGCGGCCGUGCUGUCCGCGGCCGUGCUGUCCGCGGCCGUGCUGUCCGCGGCCGUGCUGUCCGCGGCCGUGCUGUCCGCGGCCGUGCUGUCCGCGGCCGUGCUGUCCGCGGCCGUGCUGCCCGCGGCCGUGCUGUCCGCGGCCGUGCUGUCCGCGGCCGUGCUGCCCGCGGCCGUGCUGUCCGCGGCCGUGCUGCCCGCGGCCGUGCUGCCCGCGGCCAUGCGGUCUGCGGCCGUGCUGUCCGCGGCCGCGCUCUGCGGUGAGAGUGCGCCGCGCGCUGCGGCGAGGGUGCGCCGCGCGCUGCGGCGAGGGUGCGCCGCGCGCUGCGGCGAGAGUGCGCCGCGCGCUGCGGCGAGAGUGCGCCGCGCGCUGCGGCGAGAGUGCGCCGCGCGCUGCGGCGAGAGUGCGCCGCGCGCUGCGGCGAGAGUGCACCGCGCGCUGCGGCGAGGGUGCGCCGCGCGCUGCGGCGAGGGUGCGCCGCGCGCUGCGGCGAGAGUGCGCCGCGCGCUGCGGCGAGAGUGCGCCGCGCGCUGCGGCGAGAGUGCGCCGCGCGCUGCGGCCUGUGGUACUUUGAUACUCGUGUGUCAGUGAUGUGUUGCUGUGUUCGUAUCUGAGUUGGUUUCACCGUUGAAUGUCUGCUAUUUUGUUGAGAGGGUCGGAUGUAGUCAUGUUGGUGAUUUCCUAUUCUGUUCAAUUUAGUACUCUCUUCCCUUUUCGUCAGUGUUCAUUAUUUGCCGCGUUUAGACUUUAUUUUGGGUUCUGUUUAAUCCAUGCCAAUCUAGUAUUAAUUUUGUAUUGUCAUAAUUGUUUUCCGUGCCAUAGGUUUGCUCUGUAUUUAAUUGCAGCCCUAGUAUCUUGAGUUCCGAUGUUUUGAGGGCUCCGUUUCAACCGCGUGGUUCAGUCUUGGCCGUCUUGGCGUGUCUCGGCGGCGAAUACAGCACAGCAGCAA